Molecule: messenger RNA, 2621 nt
Organism: Pseudomyrmex gracilis
Lineage: Eukaryota; Metazoa; Arthropoda; Insecta; Hymenoptera; Formicidae
Exons: 5
Coding region: 305-1117 (270 amino acids)
Source: RefSeq, a predicted model, not a curated record
UUCGGUUAUUAUGCGGGUUUAAUAUCUGUCUUCAUUUCUUGUUCGUAUGGUCGAAAUAGUUUGAAAGACGUAGAAAAAGGUAAUAAAAGUGGGCAUCCCCGCAGCAUCCGCGGGUAGGGAUGGAGAGACGCGGGUGGCUCUCUCCGCGUCGGUCGAUUCGUCGUAGCGAAAGGGUGAGGGCGUCCGUGUCGAGGAUACCGAGAAAACAGGAGUACGAAGAGUGCACGUUGGCCAGUAACGACGAGUCGGAAGACGCAAAGCGUCGCUUACAGGCGUCGCCCUGGGCGCCGCUGCCUGAGAACAGAUGGAGCCGACUCGCGUACCCCGUGGCCCCGGUCCGCGUCUCGUCUUCCUCUUCGUCACGCUUGUGCUGACCUUUGCAGCGACGGGGCUUCUAUGCGGUGCGAUUAUGUCGGAUCAUUGGGAAGAAAUCAGCUGGAACAGGGAAGAUCUGAAUCACGCAAAUGUCAGCCUCGAGUGGUACUUGGACGGUCAAGUAGCAAUGUUAAAGUCGUCUUCCGUCAAUCGUCAAGCUAAUCGUCACAGGAGUCCGUCCUUUCUAGUUCCGAUGCACGGCGGAAUUUGGAUCAUGUGUGUCUCAUUGUCAGAGGAAGAGAUAAAUCUGCUGGAUCAGUUGGGUUUUCCACAGCGGAGAUGUAUCAAUCACUUGACACCGGACGAGACGCACGAAGACACACGUGUGGCUUGGCAAAAUCGGAUGCAGAAUCUAAGUAUUUCGUGUUCUCUGGUAUGCCUGAUCAUUUUGGGAUGUGCUGCGCUAAUAGGUUUUUUUGGACUAUGCAGGCACCAGAUAUCGGCUGUGCUUGUGACUGGAGUGAUGUAUCUCCUUGCGGCUACGUUUGCGUUGUUCACGCUGACGAUCAUUCACUUCAAGAGAGUGCAGGACCGUGGUGCGAAACCGAUAGCGGAUGUGCCCGAAGACGGUGUGAUCGGCACGCCAGUUGUCCGCGGCGUUCUCAAAGCCAGAAGAUUCGCUACCGCGUGGAGCAUGGAUCUGGGAUGGGGUGGAGUCACUCUUUGCGCACUCGCAUCGGUUGCCUGGAUCCUUCUCAGCAAGAUUAUGCGUUUCAGCCCGAUCGCCGCUAUGAUAGCGUAGCAGUGGGACGCCUUCGAGGUUUAAGGUCAUUUCUGAUAGUUUAAAACAUUUCUGCGAUCCUUUCAGAUAAAAACACUUUGACAAACUUUCCAAUUUACGUAUCUAGUUUGAUUCUUUUUCUUCUUUCAAACAAGCAGUUUAGAAAAAAAUCUCAAAUAUUUUUGUUUUUUCAUUAGUGUUUCAGAAAACAUAAUAAAUUUCUCCGAUGAUAUUUUUAUAUCCAGAGAUCAAAGUUCCUCUCUUUCAAUUUCACCUUAAAAAGGAUCGCAAAUAUUGAACUAUUGGAUAUGAUACUACUGCAGAAAGUUGCAUCCAGAAAUGACCAACUCGAAGGCGAAUUACGUGCCUAUUUUUAUAUCAUUUGUCUCAUUUUGCAGAACUGUUUGCUAUUGUGCGAUUAAAGAAAAAAAAAAUAGCAGUUAUUUAUCGAAGAUAUAAGACAAAGCGAUUCUGACGAAGACGUACAAUUUUUCAUAAUCUAACAAUUCUAACGUUUUAUCUCGACGCUUUAUAGAAAACGCCAGUUUAAUGAUUUCAAUGUGCAGUAUAUUGCACGCCAACAAUGAUAGCGAGUAUUAUAAUACUUUGAUAUUUGUAGUUGCCUAAUUUGUAAUCAGAAACGCCUUACGAUUAGAGUGAUAAGCAUAUAUUUAUAAAGCAUUAAGAUACUAGUUGUACGUAUACACACAGAGAAUCAGAUAUAUAAAGUGUGACACAUUAAUUUCUUUUGGAAAGAGGUGAGAAUGCAUGAGCAGGCUAAACUUUUCUCCUUGGAAAAUUGCGAUCUCUUUGUUUCAAAUAUUUUUUUUUUCUUCUAAGAAUCUGUACUUUUUUUCAAGAUAUUGAUUGUGUCACGCUUUAAACGCCUUAACUUGUGUAACGCGUAAAAUUCUUUUGUGCGAUGAGGAGGCUUGCUUGUAAUAGCGACUCAUAGACGAGAUAACUACGCACGGUAUGUGUCCUGCAUGGAAGGAUCGCGCAGGCUGCAUUUCGUCCAUUAAAACUUAAGGAAGAACUUCCGGUACUCAUGUUACCGGGCGCUUUUGAAACGCCACGUUUUUAUAACAACGUAUUCUUAAUUGCCAUAUUUUUUAUGCAAUCUUUGUUAUUUGUUAUAUUGAUGAGCACAAAUAAAGAAUUACAACAAAUCGCUGAUUGAAACCUCUAUUCAAGAUCCGUUAUUUUAGCAAGAUGCAUAACUUAGUUCGUAUUCGAGUUAUUUGAAACUCGUAAAUUAAUUUGCUUAAGUACAUUGACAAUCUUGAUAAGUUGAAUAAGUACUUAAUUAUUCCCGCGCACGCUUAUUUAAUUGAUAUGACGUAUAACCUAACCUAGCUUUCAAACUGUCGCUUUCAACAGUCCAUUGUUCUUUUUAUUGCAACAAUCCCGAUAAUUUUAAUCAUUACUUUUACGCUUCGCAAAUAAAAAAACUCGCCAGAAGUCUGGUUUAAACCGACAAAAAAGUCCAUUUUCCACACAAUUAUCGAUGUUGGCGCGCGCGCGC